Penicillium manginii is the source of this 999-nucleotide messenger RNA. RefSeq lists its product as uncharacterized. NCBI's taxonomy places the organism in Eukaryota, Fungi, Ascomycota, Eurotiomycetes, Eurotiales, Aspergillaceae. The coding region runs from base 1 to 999 and encodes 332 amino acids. The record is from RefSeq and is a predicted model, not a curated record. The transcript has a single exon.
AUGCCUCAUUUCGAAAAAUCCACACCUCCACCAUUAUGGUCCUCUUUCCCGUCCAGUCAAAGAGAUACUAGUAGUCGCCGCCUAUCAGCGUUGUCCACCAGCCACGAUAUGCCACCAAUGGGUAGCAACAAUACCUCACCACGCACCCGACUACGCGAUAACAAGCUUUUCGCAAUGAUGCGAAAGCCCUCCAAGAAGGUCCCAGCAUGGGACCCACCAGCCUACGACUCACAAGAUUGGAAAGCGCCCACCGUAACAAACGGCUCAAGCUGCGACUUUGACUCCCGAUACGCUUUCCUCAAAGAUUUCGAUACAAUAUUCCUCGUCGAUGAUAGUUCCAGCAUGAGCGGGCCGCGCUGGCGCGAAGCCGAGGAAGCCAUCGCUGCCAUUGCCCCCAUCUGCACACAAUACGACCACGACGGAAUCGACCUCUACUUUCUGAACCAUCGCCGCGCAGAAACAGCCAAUACAACCGGUGCUUACAAGAACAUCACCACAGCCGAUGAUGUGCAAGAAAUCUUCUGCGGUGUCCGACCUCGCGGCUCCACGCCUGUGGGUAGACGCCUGCUGGAGAUCUUGACCCCCUACCUCCACCGCGUGGAGAUGAUGCAAGCCUCGCGGAAUGCCGACGGGUCCCUGCGUGACCCUUCGUUGUUUGUCAAGCCGAUCAAUAUCAUUGCGAUCACAGAUGGCGAGUUUACGGAUGAUGCUGAGAGUGUCAUUGUGCAGGUGGCUAAGACAUUGGAUCAUCCGCGAUGCCAUGCGCUGCCGUGGCAGGUGGGCAUCCAGUUCUUCCAGAUUGGCGAUGAUGAGAGCGUGCAGCGAUAUUUACAGGAGCUUGAUGAUGAUAUUGGCAGACAUUGCAGUGAUAAGGAUCUGCGAGAUAUCGUUGAUACUGUACCCUGGAGAGGGAAGAGGGGUCAGUCGUUGGAUGCGGAGGGGAUCUUGAAGUGUGUACUUGGGGCUGUGAACAAGAAGUAUGAUCGACGACAGGUUUAG